Colletotrichum truncatum is the source of this 1443-nucleotide messenger RNA. RefSeq lists its product as uncharacterized. Lineage: Eukaryota; Fungi; Ascomycota; Sordariomycetes; Glomerellales; Glomerellaceae. The record is from RefSeq and is a predicted model, not a curated record.
AUGCUCGAGUCCGCCGCGACGUCCUUCGCCUCGAUACUAGUUCUCGCAGCCGGUUUCGCCAUAGCAGGCUAUGCCUACCACAAAACCUACAAGCGCAUCGUCCUCCAGAAGAUGACGCGGGCGUUCACGCCCGGCGAUCCCGUCCUCGAGCUCGCCGCCAUCGGCAAGGAAGUCCCGCAGACCGCCGCCGAGGCCGACGACCGCUGGGUGCAACGGCCGGAGCAGGCCCGCAUCGACAAGAUCGUCGACGGCUCCGAGGUCGGACACUACUUCCUCAUGGUCGGCGAGAAGGGCACGGGCAAGAGCAGCAUGCUGAUCGAGGCGAUGCGCAAGAUUGACGGUGACGGCGUCGCCAUGUUCGAGGCCCACGCCGACCUGGAGAUCGUGCGUAUCCGUCUCGGCAAGGCGCUCGACUUUGAGUUCCACGAGGACUACAUCGGCGGCUACUUCUCCGAGCGCGGGCCGCGCGACACCACUGCGCUGCUGGACAUUGAGCGUGCCCUCAACAAGCUCGAGAAGGUGGCCCUCGUCAACCGCGCCGAGCGCAAGAGGCCGCUCGUCGUCAUCAUCAACCAGAUGCACCUCAUCCGCGACGACGAGGACGGCAAGGACCUUCUCGAGCUGCUGCAGCAGCGCGCCGAGCAGUGGGCCGCCGCCAACCUCGUCACCAUGGUCUUCAACACCGACGACUACUGGGUGUACGAACGCUUCAAGCAGCUGGCCACGCGCAUGGAGGUCAUGUCGGUGCGCGACCUGCCCAAGUUCCAGGCCAUCAACGCGCUGUGGAAGUACCGCGUCAAGUACUUCAACGAGCAGCUCAGCCAGGAGAAGCUCGAGGAGGUCUACGACCUGGUCGGCGGCAGGCUGUCGUUCCUCAACCGGGCCGCCAAGAGCAAGGACAUGGUUGCUACGUGCAAACAGAUCUGCCAAGUCGAGAAGACGUGGUUCCUCAACCAAUGCUGGAUCCUCGGCGCUGAGAUGGACGACGACGUGAUGGACCAACAGAAGUGGGCUGCGGGCGCAAUGGUCCUGGCACAAGCCCUCGUCGACAAGGAGGAGGACAUGGACAGCCUCUACGACCCGGAAAAGGGCCACGUCCUCCCCUCCUACCCCAUGCACAAGGCGCAGCAAAUCAUGACCCGCGCCGACUUCAUCCGCGACAUGGACCGCCUCAACCUUUUUAGCAUCGCCGCCAACGCCGAAGUCCGCGCGUCCUCGGUGCCGAUGCACCGCGCCUUCCAGGAGAUUUGCGCCGAGGAGGGCUUCCGCGAACACCUCGCGAAGACGAUCCAGCGUAUCGGAGACAUCGAGUCGCUCGGCCGCACUCGCGAGCUCGUCGCCAAGGAUCUGGUCCUCGGCGGCAAGUAUGAGAUUCUGAAGGAGGGUAAGAAUGGCAUUGUUGUCAAGCUUGUCGAGGGUGAGGACCGCGGAAUGUAUGUUUGA